This is a messenger RNA of Auanema sp. JU1783, 396 nucleotides long. The record is from the annotation of a GenBank genome assembly. Lineage: Eukaryota; Metazoa; Nematoda; Chromadorea; Rhabditida; Rhabditidae.
AUGGCCGGUUUAUCUCGUCUCCUUCCUGCUGCUCGUACUGCUGUAGUUAAGACUACUCAAAGAAACUCUUCUGGAAGUUUCUAUGGCUCUAACAACGUCGAAGGAUUCAAGCAUUCUUUGACUGCCACCUUGAAGCAAGCUGAGACCACAAAAGAAACUUGGAAGAAGAUCUUCUACAUUGCUUCUAUCCCAUGUCUUCUUAUGACAAUGUAUGCUGCCUUCGCUGACCACAAGAAGCACAUGUCCCACGAACGCCCAGAAUACAUCGAGUACUCAUACUUGAACGUUAGAAACAAGCCAUUCCCAUGGGGAGAUGGAAACCAUUCUCUUUUCCACAACAAGAGUGAACAAUAUGUCCCCGGAGUUGGCUUCGAAGCUGAGCGUGAGCAUCAUUAA